AUGGCAGAAAGCAACCUCCCAACAACGGGAGAAGAACUGGAGGUGAAAAAAGAGUUUUCAGCUACAGCGACAGAGAAAAGUCAAGUUACGUCAAGUGACGCUGAACUGGAUGUAGACAAUGACCCUUUAAGAGGGAUUGCGAAAGUAUGUCUCGAGGAAGGUAACAAAGAAUACACACGAGGAGAAGCUAAUAACGCGAUAAACUCCUACACGGAAGGACUCCAAGUCAACUGCAAAGAUAAACGACUGAACGCCAAGCUUUACAGCAACAGGGCAACAGCUAAUUUCCGUUUGGCAAACUACGUGGAAUGUCUGGAUGAUGCAACAGUUGCAGUUCAAUUGGAACCCACUUUAAUCAAAGCUAUUAAGAAAGGAGCCAGAGCUUGUGUCGAACUUUGCUGGUAUAAAGAAGCAAGGAGCUGGUUGUAUAUGGGAUUGGCCAUUGAAAAUAACAACAAACGUCUGCUUCAAUUACUAAGGAAAACUAAUGCUGAACUAAUAGUCAAAGCAAACAAGGGAAGAAGUUAUUGCAAUCUCGGCGUCGCUUAUGCCAGUCUAGGAGAGUUCAAAACAGCCAUCCAGUACCAUCAACGUCAUCUAGAAAUUGCUAAAGAAGUGGGAGACAAGGCCGGAGAGGGAAAAAGUUAUUGCAAUCUCGGCGUCGCUUAUUACAGUCUAGGAGAGUUCAAAACAGCCAUCCAGUACCAUCAACGUCAUCUAGAAAUUGCUAAAGAAGUGGGAGACAAGGCCGGAGAGGGAAAAAGUUAUUGCAAUCUCGGCGUCGCUUAUGACAGUCUAGGAGAGUUCAAAACAGCCAUCCAGUACCAUCAACGUCAUCUAGAAAUUGCUAAAGAAGUGGGAGACAAGGCCGGAGAGGGAAAAAGUUAUUGCAAUCUCGGCGUCGCUUAUGACAGUCUAGGAGAGUUCAAAACAGCCAUCCAGUACCAUCAACGUCAUCUAGAAAUUGCUAAAGAAGUGGGAGACAAGGCCGGAGAGGGAAAAAGUUAUUGCAAUCUCGGCGUCGCUUAUGACAGUCUAGGAGAGUUCAAAACAGCCAUCCAGUACCAUCAACGUCAUCUAGAAAUUGCUAAAGAAGUGGGAGACAAGGCCGGAGAGGGAAAAAGUUAUGGCAAUCUCGGCGUCGCUUAUUACAGUCUAGGAGAGUUCAAAACAGCCAUCCAGUACCAUCAACGUCAUCUAGAAAUUGCUAAAGAAGUGGGAGACAAGGCCGGAGAGGGAAUCAGUUAUGGCAAUCUCGGCGUCGCUUAUGGCAGUCUAGGAGAGUUCAAAACAGCCAUCCAGUACUUUCAACGUAAUCUAGAAAUUGCUAAAGAAGUGGGAGACAAGGCCGGAGAGGGAAAAAGUUAUGGCAAUCUCGGCGUCGCUUAUGACAGUCUAGGAGAGUUCAAAACAGCCAUCCAGUACCAUCAACGUCAUCUAGAAAUUGCUAAAGAAGUGGGAGACAAGGCCGGAGAGGGAAAAAGUUAUGGCAAUCUCGGCGUCGCUUAUGACAGUCUAGGAGAGUUCAAAACAGCCAUCCAGUACCAUCAACGUCAUCUAGAAAUUGCUAAAGAAGUGGGAGACAAGGCCGGAGAGGGAAAAAGUUAUGGCAAUCUCGGCGUCGCUUAUGACAGUCUAGGAGAGUUCAAAACAGCCAUCCAGUACCAUCAACGUGAUCUAGAAAUUGCUAAAGAAGUGGGAGACAAGACUGGAGAGGCGUGCUCACUCUGUUCCCUUGGAAUCAGUUUUGAGUGCCAAGGAAAUCUUACGAGGGCCUUUGACUGUUAUUACUCGAGUGUUGAAUUGUAUGAUGAUAUCAGGGCCAGUCUUCAAUUCAACGAUCAGUGGAAGAUUUGUUAUCGUAAUCAGCACCAAGUAGCAUACAAAGGUUUGUGGCGUAUAAAUCUCAAUCGAGGUCAAGUUGUGAAGGCUCUUCUUGCCGCAGAGAAAGGACGUGCUCAAGCUCUGAGAGAUCUCAUGGUCACAAAAUACCAGCCUGGAGAUUCUUUAACGCCCAGCGCAUCCCGCAUUUCUCUGAGGUGGGUUCCAUUGAGCACAGUUUUCGUAGCUAUUAGUGGACCGUGCGUUUACUUCUGGGUUUGCCUCAGUGAAAAUAAUAUCCAGAUGAGAAAAGUACACGUGAACAAUUACAAGUAUGAGGAUGAGUUGGAAUUUUUCAUCCAGCUACUGAACAAAACUGCUCUUAAGGAGAUCGGCGCAAGAGAUACUGUUACCAUCGAGAAUCCUCCGCUUGACUCGCCGACAGAAGAGGAAGUGGCCAAUGAUGUGAUCCGAGUUGAUGUGAGACACUCCCAAUCAAGUGCUUUAAAGAAGCUGCAUGACAUCAUCGUUACUCCUAUUGCUGACCUGAUCGAAGGCAACGACGAGAUCACAUUCGUUCCUGAGGGGCCAUUUUGCCUUGUACCUUAUACAGCGUUGCAGGACUCCAACUCAUCAUAUCUAAGUGAUUCUUUCAGAAUUCGUGUGCUUCCCUCCCUGACGACCUUGCAACUAAUUCAUGAUUGUCCAGCUGACUUUCACAUGAAGACUGGUGCAUUGCUUGUCGGCGACCCAUGUUUCAAACACAUCAUCUAUGAGGGAACACUUUUGGUGCAACUCCCAGGAGCAAGGAAAGAAGUGGAGAUGAUCGGACGUAUCCUAAAUGUCUCCCCCCUCACUGGAGAAAUGGCAACAAAACAGGAAGUGUUAAAACGAAUAUCAUCAGUGGCGUUAGUUCAUAUUGCAGCGCACGGUAAAAAGGAAACUGGAGAAGUUAUCCUGGCACCAAACGCCACAAGAGAAAAUCCUCAGCCGCAAGAGAAAGACUAUCUACUGACGAUGAAAGAUGUCAUAGAAGCUGGGUUGCGAGCACGUCUGGUUGUACUUAGCUGCUGUCACACUGCUCGUGGGGAGGUCAUGGCCGAGGGUGUAGUCGGCAUGGCGCGUGCACUUUUGGCUGCCGGUGCCAGAUCUGUUGUGGUAACCUUGUGGGCGAUUGGCGACGAGGGAACCCUGGAGUUCAUGAGUUUCUUCUACCAUGCACUGGCCAAAGGCAAGAAGGCAAGUGAAGCUCUCAAUCAGGCCAUGAAGUGUAUGAGAGAAAUUGAAAAGUUCAAGGAGGUGAUUUACUGGGCACCAUUUGUACUCAUUGGUGACGACGUCCAGCUGGAUUUCAAAGAUAUUUCGAAGCUGAAUUAAGUCAGUGAGCAUUGGAAUCCCAGGGAGUUUUAGGAUACCUGCACACGCUGAUAUUUGGACCAGAAACCAGUAAGCUACCGAUGAAAUAUUUGUCAAGAGUCUUCUUUUCAAAGCAGGAAGAACCAAAAGACGGCCAAAGUCAAGUCUAACAAGAGAACGGAUUUCCAUUGAUUCAAAAGUUGACUUUUUGCUUGUCUGAACUGCUCUUACGAGCUUCAUCUUUGAUAUCCUGCCGGAACAAACUUUUUUUUUUAUUUGAUG
Molecule: messenger RNA, 3459 nt
Organism: Pocillopora verrucosa
Lineage: Eukaryota; Metazoa; Cnidaria; Anthozoa; Scleractinia; Pocilloporidae
Source: RefSeq, a predicted model, not a curated record